ACAUGUGCAUGCAUCGCAGGAGCGCGUUUGAGCAGGGGCGCACCGCAUACCACUGGGUUUGUUUUUCCUGCAGGAUGUGGAUGUGGCAGCAGGAGAUGGACAGUGAACAGUGAAAAUCCAUCAAUGUGAACCUAAAACAGCACCGCGACUGUCCUCCUUUUUUCCAUGGACUAACGGGUCAGGUGAGCAGAUGUGAUGGUCGUUUUUUCAGUUGAUCAGCGUUCUUCUUCCUCGUCGUAUGUGAUCUAUUUAUACGGAGCAGUCCCGUUAUUUUCGCCUACGUGCGGAAAUAGGAACGCAAGUAAGAGACUGAGCCUGUUCGCUGUUUUUGUGUCUUUUUGUAGCCUGCUUGAAUAUAUCCGUGCAACUGACCAGCUAGAACCGUUGGAUAACCAUCUCUUCCUAUUACAAGAAAAUGUCAAUUAUUCAUUGAAUUUGAUUCAUGCGAAGGAUUCAUGCGGUUUUCAUCACUUUACAAUUGGACACAUAGAUUUGAUACAGAUAUGUCUCGACUGAACGAAAUAGACAGCAGUCGCUCUAACAGCAUUUAAUGUCGGUGGUAGGAGGCUUUCUGAAUGUGUUGGAACUCAUCAAAGGAUAGACGACAACAUGAGACAAAAAAAUAAGUAGGCUAGAUGUUGGCUCCAUUUACUUGUAGGCUUCGACAAUAGGUGUAUUCUAAUCAUCAAGUAGAGCGCUGCAUCAAUCUGGUUGUAAUAAGUAAAUCCGCUUUUCAGAACGCUAACCAAAAGUUUAGUAUAUUUUCGUUCCUGCCUUUGUCCAGUACCCUGUGGAAAAUGGGAAUUUUGCAUUCCAGAGAAAGGAAAACAUUUGUGCAGUCAUUAUUUAAUUAACUUUUGGAGUUGGAGUUUGUUUUUCCAAUGAUCUUUGAUCGAAUUUUUUUCUAUAUUUUUCUUUCUGUUUGAUUAUGUACAGGUUAUUUGGUUGUUACUGAUCCCAGUUGUUUUUCUUUCUAUAUACAUAAGCUUUGUUAUUCCAAACAGAAAGCAUUGCUGCCAAAGUACACAGCUAAAUAGGUUAGCAGCUCUCAAAAUGGACUGAGUGGGUGAAUGUCCAUGCACGCUAUCUUUAGACCAAGCCAGUCAUCUCAAGCAAGUGAUUAAUUAGGGAAAGAUAUUUGAAUAUCAUACUAUAUCGAUAUGUUUUACCUGUUUUACAAAGCAUUUGAUGAACAAACUGCAGCAGUAGAAAUAAUAAGUUACAUUUAAUAAAAGCAACGCAUGGUUCUCUUCUUCAGCUGUGUACCUAAGGUGGUAUUUCCUGUCCAAGGAAAGACCUUUCCUUCCUGUAGCAAUAUGAAUUGUUCAACUAGAAACUUCUGCUUUCCAAACAAAAAGAAGACCAAUACAUUGCCAUUAUUAUGCAAUCACAUGGUUUACCAGUGCUGCAGCAAUUUCAGUGUUUGGGAAUCAGGGAACAGAUGAUUCACUCAUGUCCUCGAGUGAACCUAAGAAUGGCUUCAGCAUUUUUGAACAUUAAAGGUCAUUAAGACAAAAUAUUUCUGAGUCAAAUGGUGUUUCUUGGGGAAGGCCUCUGUAAGGCUCUGAACUGGAGGCACUAACAGACACAGGGCGUAUUCCAUCCCCCUUUGGUGGGGAUUGAGUUCUUUGAAGCACUGUCUUUAGAAAGCUAUUGUAAAAAGGCCAUUGUGCGCUUGUUUGCUGCCACGGUAACACUCUCAUGGUGCCAGCAGGAGACGAGCAAAGCACUGUCGCCUGCAGCUGAAUCUGACAAAAGCUUGCCCUGACCGAGUCAGGAAAAGAGACAACACGAACAAAUGAGAAUCUAAUAAGUUUGACAGUCCACAAGUGUCUCUUCUUUUUAAUGUGUGUUAUCUAGAAGCCAUGUUUUCCCCCUGAAUUAUUCUUAUUGCACCUGUGGUUUAUGCUACAAGAUACAGCUCUGGAUAUAAAGCCAGCACAGAAGCUUUUAUAAAACAAUAAUUGACAGCUAGCUCCAUGUAUAACUGGGCUGAGGCCACCAGGGAUGGAGUGAGAAAGUCCAGGCCGCUGUGUUUCCAGGGACGGACCCUCUGUGGUUUGUUUAGGAUGCUCAUCCAACACCUGCUGAGCCCUGCCAAGCAUACAGCCCAUAAGACAAACACAAGAAGCCAGUAGGAUGAGUCACAUUGGUCGCGGUUACACAGUCCGUGUCGGAGGAAGAGUUUGGUCCCAGUGUCUGGCAGAAGGUUUUUUUUCGAUUAUUUGAUCAUCUUCUAUUAUUUCAUUUUUUUCAAGUUUACUUUGUGCAGUAGAGGGUUGAGCCAAGCUGUGUGGGUGGAUACAGCGAUACAUGGCGUCCGGAGUGUACUGUUAUGCAACAAUGCUAGUUGGCCAGCGUUAGCUCCCAGCCGCCAUGACAGAGUCGUCAGAGGUGCAGAAGAAGUGGCUGGCGGUCAGGGGCCGCCUGGGCUCCUCCCAGGACUCAGACCCCCCGCCCGAGGCCAACCUGGAGAGCGCCGACCCGGAGCUGUGCAUCCGGCUGCUGCAGGUGCCCACCGUGGUCAACUACUCUGGGCUGAGGCGCCGGCUGGAGGGCAGCGACCAGGCGUGGAUGGUGCAGUUCCUGGAGCUCAGCGGCCUCGACCUGCUGCUGGAGGCCCUGGACCGGCUGUCGGGGCGGGGCUGCUCGCGCAUCGCCGACGCCCUCCUGCAGCUCACCUGCGUCAGCUGCGUGCGGGCGGUGAUGAACUCCUCGGCGGGGAUCCACUUCAUUGUGGAGAACGAGGGCUACAUACGCAAGCUGUCCCAAGCGCUGGACACGUCCAACAUCAUGGUGAAGAAGCAGGUGUUUGAGCUACUUGCCGCCCUCAGUAUGUUCUCCUCAGAUGGAUACCGCCUGGCGUUGGACGCCCUCGACCACUACAAGGGUGUGAAGACCCAGCAGUAUCGGCUCAGUGUCAUCAUGAACGAACUGCUGGCCACAGACAACGUGCCCUACAUGGUGACCUUGCUCAGCGUCAUCAACGCCACCAUCUUCGGGGCGGAGGACCUCAGACAGCGAGAUAAGAUGAGGAAGGAGUUUAUCGGGCUACAGUUGCUAGAUUUACUACCUAAAUUGAGGGACGAGGAGGACGAAGACUUGACCAUUCAAUGUGAAGCGUUCGAGGAGGCCAUGGCGGAGGAUGAGGAGGAGAUGCUCCGGGUGUACGGCGGUAUUGACAUGAGCAGUCACAUGGAGGUCUUCACCACCCUCUUCAACAAGGUAAGCAGCUCCCCAGCAUCGCUCCAACUCCUGUCCAUCCUCCAGACCUUGUUGCUGCUGGAGCCUGAGAGAUGUGAUCUCUGGCAGGCCUUGGAGAGCCUCACCAACCGAGCCAUUCUGCUGGCCCAAGACUCUCAGAUGGAGUCGUGUGAGAAGAUCAUGCGGCGGCUGGUGUUCUCUAAGGGCCGGAGCAGCGUGGGUCAUAAUGAGGUGGACAGCCCGCCGGUCCGGAAGGUGGACAAGGCUGUCCAGACCCACGUGGCCGACGGCGACGAAGCAAGUCUCCCUAAAAGACCUACAACUGCCCAGUUGCCCCCUUGCUUCGCUACACCACCACCACCACCACCACCACCACCACCUCUGCCCCCAUUUAUGGGAGGCGGUGUGCCCCCUGGCGCAAACCAGGGCCCCCCUCAACUUACGAAUCCUCCUCCACCCCCCCCUCCUCCUCCACCUCCUCCUCCUCCACUGCCAGGUAUGAUGGCUGGACCCCCGCCUCCUCCACCCUUACCAGGCUUCACCGGCCCCGGUGCACCUCCUCCUCCACCACCUCCUCCUCCCCCUCCUCUACCAGGAGGUGGCAUCGGUCCACCCCCACCACCACCACCACCGGCCCUACCCGGCAUGCCCCCCCCGCCGCCCCCACCCCCCGGCGGGAUCGUGGCUACCUGCAUCCUGAACCUGGGAGCGGCCGCUGCCCCCUCAUCCAAGGGGGGCCGCUUCCCCACCCUGAGGAUGAAGAAGCUCAACUGGCAGAAGCUCCGCACCGUCACUGAUGGUCAGUCGAUGUGGGCGUCGGCGCAGACGGACGAUGCUCCUCGCGAGCCGGACUACAGCAGUAUCGAGCAGCUGUUCUGUCUCCCGGUGGCCGAGCACAAAGACAAGGGGACAGCUGCUCCUGUCAAGAAGGAGCCUAAAGAGGUUACCUUCAUUGAUCCAAAGAAAAACCUGAAUCUGAACAUUUUCCUCAAGCAAUUCAAGUGCUCCAAUGAGGACUUUGCACUCAUGAUUGAGAAGGGCGACCGGACCAAGUUUGAUGUGGAGGUGUUGAAGCAGCUCAAGAAACUGCUGCCUGAGAAGCAUGAGAUCGAGAACCUGAAGACCUUCCAGGGAGAAAAGAUCAAGUUGGCAAAUGUGGAUCGUUUCUACACCUCACUGAUGGCCAUUCCAUGCUACCAGCUGAGGAUUGAGUGUAUGCUGCUGUGUGAGGAGACCUCCUCUGUUCUGGACAUGCUCAGACCCAAGGCCAAGCUGGUGGAGGAUGCCUGCCAGUCUCUUCGUGAAAGCACUCGCAUGCCCAGUUUCUGCAGGCUCAUCCUCAAUGUGGGGAACUUCCUCAACUAUGGAAGCCACACAGGAAACGCAGAGGGAUUCAAGAUCAGCUCUCUCCUGAAGCUAACCGAAACCAAAGCUAACAAGAGCCGCAUCACACUUCUUCAUCAUAUCCUUGAGGAAGCAGAGCUUAACCACCCAGACCUUUUGGCCUUGCCAGAUGAUAUUGAGAUCUGUGAGAAAGCAGCUGGGGUCAACAUGGACUCGACCCAGGCAGAAACCAGUGCCUUGGUGAAGCGACUGAAGGAAACGUCCAAGAAAGUGUCAGACUCCAUCGACGACGUGAAGCAGCAGUACACCAAAAUAAUAGAGGAGAGCCUGGAGGCAUGCCAAACUCUAGAGGAACAGUUCUAUGAGAUAGACAAGAGGAAGUGUGAGCUGGCCCUGUACUUGUGUGAGGACAGCAGCCAGCUCUCUCUGGAGGACCUGUUUGGAACCAUCAAGACAUUCCGCGGCCUAUUUAUCAGGGCCAUGAAGGAAAACAAAAGCAGAAAGGAGCUGGUGGCCAAGGCCGAGAAACGCAAAAAGCAGCUGGCAGAGGAGGAAUCCAAGAGGCAAAAGGGGCAGAAUGGAAAAAUAAUAAAGAGAGGCCUACCCCCACCGGAUGAUGGCUGCAUUAUUGACCACCUGCUGGCGGACAUCAGACAAGGGUUUAGCCUCAGGAAGACCUCGCCCAGGUGCGAUUUGGAAAACCUUCCCUCUAGUGAAAUGCGUAGGGAGUCCGGCCCACCUGGUAAGGACAAGAGGCCGAUGUCUCCAUCCAUCCGCAGGGCUGGUACUGUCUGCUCUCCCAACCCCCUCCCACCACAAUGUAGCUGGUCAAAUGUACAACCUGCAGAAGAAGGCAAAGCAUCGGCGGCAGAAAGGGCCAUCACUCUCGCUUCCAGCCCCCACCAGACAAGGGAGGGAAAAACCUCCGCAGACGGAGCGAACAGCUCCACAAACCGGCCUCAAGGCAAACCAGCAUCGAGACUGAGUUCUCCCCAAGGGCUGGCUUCCAGCACUUCUCCGAAUGGAGCCUCCCUGGUAACCGACCCAGCCCUACUGGUGCGGCCGGUCUCCUCGCAGAAGGGGGAGCCUGGGUUGUCCCCAAGCGGCAGCCCUCGUCUCGGGACUACAGCACCUGAGCCCCAGCAUCGCACCUCCCAGAACGGCUGCACGACCAACGAUCCUGACGUCACCCCCCCCCAGACCACACCAGCUGCCGGCCCCUCUAGCUUUACUGUCUCGGCCCAGGUGGAGGCCAGGACGGAGACGGGGGCACGAGAGGAAAGCACAAUGGAAGACCAAAGUCAAAAGGAAAAAAGUAAUUGCAAACAUUCCACCUCGGAAAGCCAGGCGGAGCCGGUCUCCGAGAGUAUCCAGGGAUACGAUGUUCCUGAUGGACCGAGGACUGAAGCUCUGUCGUCGUUCUCUGGGGCCCUGCCAGAUCCCGCUGGAGUCCCCAUCCAAACCGACUCAAAGAAAAAGCAGAAGCUCUUUAAGCGAAACAAAAAGAAGAGCCAUGAAGGUAACCAGCACAGUAACUUGAAUAAAGCCCUGUUGAGUGUUUAUGUGGAUAGCGGGAAAUCCUUAUUUACCUUGUUUAUCUUGGAUUUUGUAUUCUAUUUUUUGUGUGCGACUUUUGUUUUCUGGUUGUGUGUGGGUUGAUAUUUACUUAAUUAUAAUAGUGUUGUAUUUUAUUUGUACAGAAUUUUGUUUUUAUUUGAAAUCAUCACAUUGCAACCCUUUUUGUUUUGUCAUUUCCGCUUGAUUCUCUAAAACAAAAGGGAACAAAGGAAACGGACAUGCAAAACAUAAAAAAGGCUGUGUAUUGCAGUAAGGUAUGUGGUAAAUAUUAAACUAACGGACCUAAUCAUCCUAAUCCGCUCAAUGGGUGUCAGCGCUUUAAUACAUUAACAACUCAAUCUGGUGUAUUCGUGUUUGUCCAAUUUAAUUUCUUUCUCUGUCGUUGCCAUUUCGCAAAGUCUGCAGUUGUCAAGCACUGAUCCAACAUCAGAGUCAAUGUGUGUCUAUCAUGAAUUUUCUAUGUCUUUUGGGUCUGCAGGAGAACAUGCAUAUAUGUAUUUAUAGUCUAUCCCCAAUCAAUCCCUAUGGUAUAUCUGUUUGUAAAAUCUUUCAUUAAGGCUUUUGGGGGAAAUAAAGAAGACUCCUAACAAUUUUCAUUUGUCAAAUUAAACACUAAACCCUUGACAACUCUCUUCAUGCCACACCUUGCGUUCAUCUUGUCUUUGAGGGGGGUGAUUAAUCAAAUACAUUCUGACAUCUAAACUAUUUGCAUUACAACUUGAAUGGUUGAUCUGUACUUCUUUGUGAUAUCCACACAGCCUAUUCCUCCUACUAAUUGUCAUCUCUGCUUCCCCAGGUGAGCUCCGGAAAAGGAGAGGAAAGAGGAGGUGUUGAACCUAGGCUUGUGUACAAUAUUUUUGUAACGACAUAUUUUGCAGUGUCCUGGAUAAUGAGACCUACACCUGGUUGGAUGGAUAUGCUCCUUGAGUGACGAAAAAAUAAAAUAAAAUAUAAUGGAAGGCUGCGCUGUUAAGCCUAAAACUAAUGUCCAAAAGCGUUUGUGUAUGGAAAUAAAUAAACAUUUAACUUAUUAAAACGCUUAUGCUUUUUAAAGCAUUGUACGAUGUAAAGGACAUAUCAGCCUUCGUUGUUCUUUUUGUAUCUUUUUCAGACGAAAAAAUCCUUAACUCUGGAAAUACGUGCGUCUUGUGCAAUUUCAUAAUAAUAAAAUAUAUGGGCUCCGUCAAAUAUGUGUGGAAUAUUAAGAUUUGUAAAACGUGAUAAUAAAGCUUAUUUGAAAAAAUUAUCUUGUUCCUCUUCUUGUUGGCUUUGACCUACAGCUAUGUGGAACAGGAUAGCCUAUGCUAUGGGUCCUAGGGUCCUAUACUGUAAUC
This is a messenger RNA of Gadus chalcogrammus (walleye pollock), 7460 nucleotides long. RefSeq names its product inverted formin 2 (gene inf2). Gene Ontology annotation, biological process: actin cytoskeleton organization. Bases 2377 to 6207 code for a protein of 1276 amino acids. The record is from RefSeq and is a predicted model, not a curated record. NCBI's taxonomy places the organism in Eukaryota, Metazoa, Chordata, Actinopteri, Gadiformes, Gadidae. The transcript is spliced from 21 exons. Gene Ontology annotation, molecular function: actin binding; small GTPase binding.